Marchantia polymorpha subsp. ruderalis is the source of this 1764-nucleotide messenger RNA. NCBI's taxonomy places the organism in Eukaryota, Viridiplantae, Streptophyta, Marchantiopsida, Marchantiales, Marchantiaceae. The record is from the annotation of a GenBank genome assembly.
UCUCUCGCAGCUCGCUGACGCACCAGAUGGCGGACGAGCUUGAGCUUGAGCUUUCAGAGCUGAACUCUGGGCAUCGUCGUCCGGAAGGUGUUGUGGGGAGAAAGGACCGAGCUCGCGGAGAUUAGAAGCUGCGAAUUUGACGUGUUCUGCGGCUCUGUCUGUGGUCGGAAGGAAGAGUGGGCGUCGCGAUCAUGGCUCGAGCCGUGGGCAAUUGGAUGUUGAAUGUUCCGAGCGCUGCAGCGGCGCAGAGCUGCUGUGGUGGAGCUAGAGCUGGGAAGGAUGUGAGAAUCGGGCCCAGAGGGCUCGGUCGAUUAUUGGCAGCUCGAGGAGUUCACAAUGCCACUGGCUUUCGACUCCAUGCACUGCAGCAGCGCCAGCGGCCGAAGGCCAGGAAUCUGUCGGGAGGUUCCGGAGUGGUUCGCUGUGCUAUGAAUGAUGAUGUGGCCAGCCCCAGCGCUGCUACUGUGUACCAAGGAAUUUAUGGUCCUUGGUCCGUCGACUCGGCUGACAUUCGUGAGGUUAUACUCUACCGUAGUGGCCUGGUCACAUCUGCAGCAGCAUUUGUAACAGUAGCGUCAACAGCAUUCCUGCCUGAUGGUAACCCAGUAAAAUCUGCUGUUCAAGCUGUUUAUGACCCGCUAUAUGCUUUGGGAGCUGGUGGCUUGGGAUUAUCGUUAUUCCUCAUCCACAUCUAUGUCACUCCAAUCAAACGGACUUUACAGUUACUGUGGGCCGUGGGAGUGCUGGGAUCUGUUGCAAUGGCUGUCAACUUUGCAGCACCGGCAGAUCAAGGACUUGUUCAGUUUGUUGUGGAUCACCCAGCGGGAAUAUGGGCUGUGGGUCCACUAUUUGCUGCCUUGACGGGCCUCGCCUUUAAAGAAGGUCUAUGCUACGGGAAAUUUGAGGCUGCUGCACUAUUUUUUGUGAUCCCUGGGCUACUUCUUGGACACCUGUCAGGAGCUAUGGAUGACAAGGUAAAGCUAGGGCUCUUGGCUGCUUGGAUCGGACUCUUCACUGUGUUCGCUGCUAGGAAGUUUACUCAACCCAUUAAGGAUGACAUUGGAGACAAGUCUGUUUUCAUCUUCCAAGCCCUACCCGAGGCGGAGAAGGAACGAAUCAUCCAGGAGCAGAAUGCCAAACAAAUGGCAAAUAGGAGCAAUGACGAGUAGCGUCCAUCAACAUCGUUGUUUAGGUUCGAAGGGUCGACUUUCUUGACAUGUGGAUGGCCAGUGAUGCAAGUUAUCAGGAGGAUUUGCAACUCAAUCUUCUUACUUAAUCAAUCAACUUAAGUUGGACCACGAGUAUCUCUCUCCAAGACAUGCUUCAGCCGAGGAAGUAUCUAGUGCAUGUUUGCUAGAUUGGAAAUUGUCACUUUUGAUAAGCAGAGAUCUGCUGCAUGAAGCGAGACUGAGGUCAGAUCACAAAUUCAAGAUAGGCGAACAUUGGGAGGUUAGAAACGACUAAUGCUCAGAGUUUAAACCGAGUACUUGUCGAAGAAAUACUAUUAUCUCCACUCACUGUGUGUACUUCCCGUCUAGAAACUGUGCAUUGAUGGUGGUCCUCAAACGUAACGAGAAGAAGAGAUCCAGACCAAAGCGGCAAGCGCUGACGGUAGAAUUCUUCUGUAUUGGUUCACUUUCCUGAGCAGUUAACCGACCAGAAAGACGUUCGAAUGUCUCUGUAGCACAAUUCCAAUUUGCAACAGGGGAGCUCGUUUCAAGCUGUUUCCCUAUUGGCGUGUAUACAGUCGAGUGGGCCCCUAGG